Anopheles stephensi (Asian malaria mosquito) is the source of this 642-nucleotide messenger RNA. Its product is annotated as ladderlectin-like. Lineage: Eukaryota; Metazoa; Arthropoda; Insecta; Diptera; Culicidae. The record is from RefSeq and is a predicted model, not a curated record. Bases 42 to 518 code for a protein of 158 amino acids. The transcript has 2 exons. Gene Ontology annotation, molecular function: signaling receptor activity.
AACUCUCAAUCACAGCAUAGUUCACCAACGGAAUCAGCAACAUGUCGUGCAAGACUCUCUUCCUGUCGUUGUGUGUGGCGUUGAUCGCGUUGAAUGCCGUCCAGGCACAAAAAUCUAUUCCUAAGCGAUUCGUCGUCAUCACGAAAAGCGCCAGCUUCUUCGAGGCGUGGCAUGACUGCAACUCCUUCGAUGGAUACCUGGCUGCUAUAGAAUCUGCGAGAGAUCAGUCUCUUGUGGAUGAAGCAUUGGCCAAAUCGAGCAAUCCGAAUGGCGUGUACUUCAUCGGAGGUACGGACAUUGGCCGAGACGGUCGUUGGAUGUGGAUCGGGCUGAACAAGCAGCUCAAGGACACGGACUACAGGAACUUCUAUCCCGGCGAGCCCAACAACCUUGGUGGACGCCAGGAGUGUCUAACGGUCGGCAACUGGAAGGGUGAACAGCGCGGCAAGUGGGACGAUUCGGAGUGCGACAAGAAGCUCGAUGGAUAUGUGUGUGCAUUCCCAGCUCGCCCGAAAUAAGUUAUCCGUUAAGUCCGUUAACUUGGAAAUCAUGUUGCUGUGACUUGUAUGGAAUAAUGGGAGUGAAUGGGAAUGUUGUAAAAUAAAUUCUCAUACAUCUACCAAAUCUGCUGAAAAAAUUAUU